AUGGCAGGCGGAAUUGUGACCGUGGCUAGUGCGGUGAUGAACCCCCUCAUCGGCAAGCUCAACGCACUCAUGGGCGUCGAGUACGACAAGUUCAAAGGGGUCAGGAAGCAGGCCUCGUUCCUCGAGAGGGAACUCAGCGCCAUGAACGCUGCCCUCCAGAAACUCGAGCUCAUGGAUGACGAGCUCGAUCCAACCAUCAAGGACUGGGUGGACCAUGUCAGGGAUAUGUCCUAUGACAUGGAGAAUUGCAUUGAUGACUUCAUGCACAAUUUUCGCACUGGUGAUGCCAAGGAAGGCCUUAUAGAGAAGACUGCUCAAUUCAUCAAGAAGUUUCGACAACGUCUUCGGACAGUCGAUCGGAUGGAAGAGCUCAAGGAUCUUGCCUUGGAGGCAAAUUCUCGGCGCGAGAGGUAUAAGAUUGAUGAGUGGAAGCCCGCCUCUGGUUCUGUGGCUGUUGACCCUCGGCUGCGAGCGGUCUACCAGGAGGCAGCUACUCUCGUGGGCAUUGAUGGUCCAAGGGAGAAAGUUGCUACUUUGUUGAUGGAUACUCAAAAGAAACUCAAGGUGGUGUCAAUUGUGGGAUUCGGCGGUCUUGGUAAAACUACACUUGCCAAACAAGUGUACGACAAGACUGGCUCUCAAUUCGACAGAAAGGCAUUCUUUUCAGUUUCACAGAGGCCUGAUAUAGCUGAGCUACUUAACAAUUUCCAAUUGAAACUAGGGAUGGAUGACCCUGUUUCGUCUCGCGCUCGCAAGGUUAAUGACAUCAUUGACGAGCUAAGGCAACAUUUGAAAGAUAAGAGGUACCUUAUUGUUGUUGACGAUGUGUGGGAUGAAUCAACAUGGAAAACUAUAUUGUGUGCUUUUCCGGAAGAUUGUAAUGGAAGUAGAAUAAUAGUUACAACACGCGUGGAAGGCGUGGCUAGAGCAGCCUGUCAUAAUGGCCGUGAGAGCAUCUACAAAUUGGAACCUCUUAGUGAAGAAAACUCAAGAAGGCUGUUAUUGAAUAGAGUAUUUGGGUCUGUGCAUGAUUGUCCAUCCGAACUUGAAGGCGUCAUGGUUGAGAUUUUGAAGAAGUGUCAUGGAUUGCCACUUGCAGUUAUCACAAUAGCUAGCCUAUUAGCCGGUGAAGAAAGAUCAACAAAGGGCUGGGAAAGUAUUAGGGAUUCUUUAGGUGCCCAAUCUGCGACAAAUCCUAACUUGGAAGAGAUGAAGAAUAUAUUAAACCUUAGCUACAUGCAUCUUCCUGCUCAUCUGCGGGCAUGUUUUUUGUACCUUGGUAUGUAUCCCGAGGACUUCGAAAUCUUGACGGAUGAUCUGGUUCGACAAUGGAUAGCUGAAGGUUUCAUCAGUAGUUUGCAUGUGGAAGAUCUGGAGGAUAUUGGCAGGAGUUAUUUGAAUGAACUUAUCAAUAGAAACAUGAUUCAGCUUGAUGAAACAGAGUGUAAGGAGGCGUGUUGCAAAGUUCAUGACAUGAUGCUCGAUUUGAUCCUAAGUAAGUGUGCUGGAGAUAACUUUGUAAGUGUGGCAUACAAUUAUCAAGACAUGGCAAGGCUACAUGGAUGUAAAUAUAAGGCUCGCCGAUUAUCUCUGAGGUCCACUGUUGGUGGUGGAGCAACAAAUGGCCCAACUAUUGAUGUUACCCUAUCACAAGUUCGAUCAUUUACACUAUUGGGGAACUUCAUGCCUCCUCUUUUCUCGUUCAAGUAUCUCCGGGUGUUCAGAAUUGAUGAAGGUCUUUCUAAGGGUGAGGGGGAUACACUUGACCUCACCGCUAUUAGCCAAUUGUUUCAGCUGCGGUAUUUGUAUGUUCGGGGACACGAUUUUGUACAGCUCCCUACUAAACUUCAAGGGCUUGUUUACUUGGAGACACUAGCCAUAAUUGAUGCAGAUAUCAAGAGCAUCCCCUCAGAUAUAGUCCUUUUGCCCCGCUUGGCCUAUCUUCAAAUUUGCAUGGAAGAAGUGCUGCCUGAAUGGAUUGGGGAUAUGACAUCAUUGCAAACUCUGAUAUUAUCAAGGUACACUUUCACCGAUAAGAUAGGAAUGGACUCAUUAUCCAAUCAUUUCGAACAUAUUGAGGAAUUUCACGGGUUUGUAUGGUAUUUUCGGAGAGUUCCCAUAUGGAUGAGUGGUCUCCAUUGCCUUCGCAUCCUUGAGUUACAUGUGGAGGAGGCAUCAACUGAGGAGGUUCGUCUUCUUGGAAGGCUUCCCUCCCUCAUGAAACUCGAUUUUAGGCCAUCGCAUAUCCCAAAAGAAAGAGCUAUACUGCGCACAGGACUAUUUCCGGUUCUGGAGUAUUUUUUAUUCGAAUCUAGGGAAGACGUUAUGUCAUACCUGGGGUUCGAGGCGGGGGCCAUGCCCAACAUACAAACCCUCGUUCUCGGUAUCGAGAAGUGGUGCGGCAGAGUACCAGUCGGCAUGGAGCACUUGUUACGCCUCCAGAAGAUCAAACUGCUUCGGUUCAACUCCGGUGAGUCCAUCAUAGUAUCCACGCUCAAGCAUGCCUUAUCAGGGCACCCAAACCGCCCUUCUGUUAAAUAG
This is a messenger RNA of Aegilops tauschii subsp. strangulata, 2541 nucleotides long. The record is from RefSeq and is a predicted model, not a curated record. NCBI's taxonomy places the organism in Eukaryota, Viridiplantae, Streptophyta, Magnoliopsida, Poales, Poaceae.